AUGCAGCCAUUGGCUCUUAGCUUUGGUGUUACCUCCUGCCGUGGAAUGUUCGAGUCGUUGUUGGGCCAAGGAUCUGGGAAUGUGAAGGCCUAUUUAAGAAGAGGCACAGCACGGGAGAUGCUUGGCUACUAUAAAGAGGCAACUGAAGAUUUCAGAUAUGCACUUGUUCUUGAGCCGACCAAUAAAAGAGCAGCUCAAUCUGCGGACAAGCUAAAGAGGUUGUUUCAGUAGGUGAUUGAAGUGUAAGCGGGCUCCAGGGAGACUACAUGUUUGUAAAAGCACUUCUCAGUAAACCAGUUGCAGUUCCUCUACCAGGUGGGGAAGUGAUGGAACCAAAGUGAAUGGCAUGCAUUUUGAGAGUCUCAAAUAAUGCAAUUCUUCUGUGGGGGCGUUCCAAAGAGUCUUGAGUAAUUGUUACUCAAUCUGGUCACUAUUUUAAUAUCUCAAUUUAUUUUAUCGCCAGAGAAUAGUAGUGUAUUCCAGUUUUCUUUCUUACAUAUUUCAUAUUUUGUAUUGUAACACUAGCAUUGUGUUUAGGUUUCAUACUUGUUAUUAAGACCUCACUUUUUGGAAUAAAAUUACACACACAACGCACUUGAUAUUACCUCUUUCUGAGCAGCUGGAAAAGAAUACAGGAGGAAUGUAGGGAUGUAAGCCAUUUGUAUUCUGGGUUCUUUUUUAUAUCA
Ilex paraguariensis (yerba mate) is the source of this 686-nucleotide messenger RNA. Lineage: Eukaryota; Viridiplantae; Streptophyta; Magnoliopsida; Aquifoliales; Aquifoliaceae. The record is from the annotation of a GenBank genome assembly.